Xenia sp. Carnegie-2017 is the source of this 1807-nucleotide messenger RNA. RefSeq names its product serine/threonine-protein kinase Chk1-like. The transcript is spliced from 13 exons. The record is from RefSeq and is a predicted model, not a curated record. NCBI's taxonomy places the organism in Eukaryota, Metazoa, Cnidaria, Anthozoa, Malacalcyonacea, Xeniidae. Gene Ontology annotation, biological process: DNA damage checkpoint signaling; protein phosphorylation. Gene Ontology annotation, molecular function: protein serine/threonine kinase activity; ATP binding. The coding region runs from base 173 to 1543 and encodes 456 amino acids. Gene Ontology annotation, cellular component: nucleus.
UUAUCAGAUCCAGGUCAAGCAUUCCGCUUUUCUGUUAGAUCAAAUGGGCAAUGGAUACGAUGCUGUUAUGAAAAAAUGCAAGAAAAAGAAUGAAAUGCGUUUUAUUCUAUGUAUUACAAUUUCGAAUUUAUAAUUUUUGGCUACUGCGCUCGAUUCUCUUAAAAUACUCGAGAUGGAAUCAUUUGUAGAGGGUUGGAAUUUUGUUGCAACACUUGGUGAAGGAGCAUUUGGCGAAGUGAAGUUAGCGAUUAAUCAGGAAACCCAGGAAGCCGUUGCUGUUAAAGUCAUCAAUAUGAAGCAAGUCGCAUGUCCUGAAGAUAUUCGUAAAGAGAUAUGUAUUCAUCGCAUGUUGCAAGAUGUCCAUAUUAUACGUUUUUAUGGAAGUAGAACAGAUGGUGACCAACAAUUCUUGUUUCUUGAAUAUGCAUCAGGUGGUGAGCUUUUUGAUAAAAUAGAGCCUGAUAUUGGAAUGUCUCAAAUGCAAGCCCAAAAGUAUUUCAAACAAUUAUUAGAUGGAGUAGAAUAUCUUCAUUCUAAAGGUGUAACACACAGAGAUUUGAAACCAGAAAAUAUCAUAUUGGACGACAAUGACAAUUUGAAGAUAACUGAUUUUGGACUUGCCACAGUCUUCAGACAUCAAGGAAAAGAGAGAUUACUAGGAAGAUGUUGUGGCAGUCCUCCAUAUGUUGCUCCAGAGGUGUUCUCAAGAAAAGAGUAUUCAGCAGAACCAGCUGACUUGUGGUCUUGUGGCAUCAUAUUGGUUGCAAUGUUGGCUGGAGAAUUGCCAUGGAAUGAACCAUCUUGCAAAUGUGCAGAAUUCAAUGCUUGGUUAUUACAGGACUACCAUUUCACACCUUGGAAUAAAAUCAAUCCACUAGCCUUUGGGUUGCUUUUGAAAAUAUUGUGCGAAAAACCAAAACAUCGUUACACCGUGAAACAAAUAAAAAAUCACAAAUGGUAUUUAAGAAGUUUCAGUAAGAAUAAACAAUCUCCCAACAAGUCUCCCUGUCAGUCCAGACCAUUCAAGAAAGUUUGCACUAACAAUGAAAAAGAAGAUAUUUCCUAUCAAAACGGUCACGUGUCAGCAUCUCAACCCGAAUUUCGUCGUUUUAAUAAAGUGGAUUUAGACAGUACUGGUGACGAAAGAGACUGUGAUGAUGGCAGUAUAUGGUAUUCACAACCUGUUCAUCCAGAUCAUAUGUUGCUAUGCAGUCAGUCUCCAUCCACCCAGACACCACAGACAACCUUCCAAAGAUUGGUAAAGCGAAUGACAAGAUUUACAUCAAAAGUUGACGCAGAAUCUACUCUUAAAAAACUGCGUUUAGUGUUAGAUAAAUUGAGUUAUCAAUUCAAGGUUAAUAAUUCCAAAGUGAUAAGUAUAUUUGCUGUGGACAGAAGAAGAAAUCCAUUGUCAUUUAAAGCUUGUUUAAUGGAAAUGCAUGGUUCUGUGUUGGUUGACUUCCGACUAUCUAAGGGUGAUGGUAUUGAGUUCAAACAUCAAUUUUUGGAAAUGAAGAAAGCUUUGGUUGAUAUCGUUAAAUGAGUGCGUAAGUAAGAUAGAAAAUUUCAUUAUUUGUAUGUAGAAUGAACCCUAUAGGAGUUACGGGUAAUUUAUUGCUUUUUUAUCGAUACACGUUAUGUUGACAAGAACAAAACAAUAGUUAGUGUUAAUUUUUUAAAAGUUUUGUUGUAUUUUCAUACAUUUGAUACACAUCAGCACAUACCUACAGUAAUUAUGUAAACAUUGCACUGUGUUCAAAGGUGUGAAAAACAUGUUUAAUUAAUAAAUGCAUUCGAAAUAUAAAAA